Molecule: messenger RNA, 1979 nt
Organism: Aphis gossypii (cotton aphid)
Lineage: Eukaryota; Metazoa; Arthropoda; Insecta; Hemiptera; Aphididae
Gene: PIG-S
Product: GPI transamidase component PIG-S
Exons: 7
Coding region: 304-1899 (531 amino acids)
Biological process (GO): attachment of GPI anchor to protein
Cellular component (GO): GPI-anchor transamidase complex
Source: RefSeq, a predicted model, not a curated record
AAAUAAAUAAUGUAAGUACGAGCUUAGUAAACGAAUAACGAAUUCACUUAUUCACUUGUCUAAAUUUGCGACUUUUUAGUUUUUAAGUUAAAUUCCAUAGUUGUGUAUAUUUAUAUGCGUCUUAUAUUUACAAUUUCAUUCAUCGAACCAUUUAUCAAUAAUAAUCUUUAAAAUGUUUUACAAUAAAUCAUUGAUUUUUCAUGUCAUUUUAUUAAGUUUUUUUGAUACAUGGUUGUGAACAUUUAAAAAAUUAAAAACAAAUCCUGAAAUUUUGGACAUUUCUACGUCUUUCACUUACCUAAAAUGGAUACUUUAGUGGAUGACAAGCAGCCUACUGAUACUGUUGAAACAUUGGAAAAUGAUGUCAGUAAUGAUGAAGUUUGGGAAAUAAUUGAUAAAGAAGAUGACGAGGACCUGAGGAAUUUGUCUGCUGGAGUUUAUGCAUUUAUACUAUUGAUAAUUGGAAUACCACUAUGGUGGCGAAUGACAGAAGUACAACGCCACCCUCUACCAUAUGCAGAGAUCUCACAAUUGGGUACCGUGGAUGUAGUUAUUUCUACUGACAUAUUUGUAUAUACCAAAAAUCCAUAUGUAACAGACCGUAUUAUUGAACAAAUGUAUACUACAUUCAACUCAACUAUGUUUAAAAUCAAUGCUCAACCUUCCACUCUCAUUAAUUCAGACCGUUCAUUGAAUGAAUUAGAGAUAGUUAUAACUCCAUUAGGAUCAUUACAACUAAUUGAAACCAAUAGUGUGGAUGAUAUAAUAGUUGGUAUUGGACGCAAUAUUUAUUUCCCUCCUAAUACAGACAUUGAAUUAUUAAUGGAUUCAUUAUUAAGACUCUUACAAACAGAUGCGUUGUCUGAUUCAAUGAUAUCAAUGUUGAAUCCUGGUAAUCAUUCUGAUGACCAGCAAGUAGUUACUGAUAGACAGCGUCGAGUAAGACCAUCAUCGGAUUAUAAUGUACUCCUUACUGUUGUGAAUCCAGAACCUGAAAAACUACAUGUGGAUUGGAAGCCAGAAAUACCUUUAAAUCGUUAUCUUCAACCUUUACUAGAUCAAUUAAAACUAAUUUCAAACUUUUCUGUGCAAUCUCAAUGGCUUUAUUUAAUCGAUUUAGUUCAAAAACCUCCAAAAUUGAACACCACAUUUGUAUUAGACAAGAAUCACGCUCAAUAUAUAAUUACUCCACUAGAAAAAAAAUUAGGUUCUGGAGUGUCUCGAAAUCCAUGUAUACAUUUUGUCGUAUAUGUAACCCCUUGUUCUUAUAUACCUUUAUAUUUUCAUGAAAACGAUCAGUUAACUACUGCUAUGAUGUCAGCUCGCUGGGGUGGAGUUCAAUUUUUAAAUGCCAAUGAAAUAUCAUGCAAUGAAUCAGUAAGCUUCAUACCUGAUGAUCUCAGUAUUAUGACUCCCAUUAUCACCCAAUUUCAUUCACUAAUUGGUGUGCCAAAUAUGUCCAAACACAUGUCAUUAAUACCAUUAAAAUCAUCUACUCUGCGCCAAUGGCAAUUGGAUUCAAUGUACAGACUAAAAAUUAUUGAACAAUACACUAAUACACGUAUUACUUUAACCUCAUUGUCAAGACUUUUGGGUGAAAUUAGUAAUAUUGUGAUAAUUAAAGAAGUUGGAAAAGCAGUAACUGAAUCUGUAGAAGCGGCUACUAAAGUACUACACUUUUUAGAAAGAGGACAAUUGGAAGAAGCACUGGAAUACAGUAAAAUAGCAUUUGAAACAUCGGAGUUUGCAUUCACUCAUCCUUCAUUAUUGGCUUUACUCUAUUUUCCGGAUGAUCAAAAAUAUGCUGUUUAUAUUCCACUGUUUUUGCCUGUAAUGAUCCCUGUACUAAUGUCUUUGAAAGGAGUUAGAAAAUGGAUAUACUUUAAGUACAACAUUUAAUUUAAUGAUAUUUAAUUUAUUAUUAUUAUUAUUAUUAUUAUUUUAUAAAUAAAACAAUAAACUGACUGUCCAAUAUUUCA